GAGAGAGAGAGAGAGAGAGAGAGACAGGGUGACUGAAUUCAUAUAUUCAUUGUCACAAGGUAAUGUAUCAGUCUUCACUGACAACAGUAGAGUGCGCAGACCACUAGCCUAAACAUGUCGGACCUGACCUACGGAGAGCAGACUAACAGGAAUAAUCUGACGGAUCACAACAUGAGCGGAGAUGAACUUGUUUUCUUUGUAAAUGGAAAAAAGAUAACAGAGAAACAUGCUGAUCCAGAGAUGACACUGCUGACAUACCUCAGGAGAAAGUUGGGUUUGACAGGUACUAAGCUGGGCUGUGCAGAGGGAGGAUGUGGAGCCUGUACUGUGAUGCUCUCCAAAUAUCAGCCCCACCUCAGCAAAGUGCUUCACCACUCGGUGAAUGGGUGUCUGGCCCCUCUGUGUUCUCUCCAUCACUGUGCUGUCACCACAGUGGAAGGCAUCGGCAGCGUGGCAGGGAAACUCCACCCCGUACAGGAGCGUAUCGCUAAGUCUCAUGGUUCUCAGUGUGGGUUCUGUACCCCAGGUAUCGUCAUGUCUAUGUAUGCUCUGCUCAGGAACAACCCUACACCCCGCAUGGCUGACAUAGAGGAGGCGUUCCAAGGGAACCUGUGUCGCUGUACUGGUUACAGACCAAUUCUGGAGGGGUACAAGACGUUCACCAAAGAGAGGAGCUGUUGUGGUGGCAAAGGGAUGGAAAACGGCUGCUGCAUGACCAACAGAGGAGAGACCAAAGGGUACACUGACGAGAGUGUCAACAGAACCUCAGUGCUGCCUGCUCCUCUCUACAACCCAGCUGACUUCCUCCCUCUGGACCCCACUCAGGAGAUCAUCUUCCCACCAGAGCUGAUGUCCCUGUGUAAAGGCCAGUCCUCUCAACAGCUGAGGUUCAGAGGAGAGAGGGUUCUGUGGCUUCAGCCAGCUUCUCUGGAUCAACUUCUAGAGCUUAAGACUCAGUACCCCAACGCCAAGAUGGUGGUUGGUAACACGGAAGUCGGUAUUGAGAUGAAGUUUAAGAACCUGUUGUAUCCUGUUAUUCUGGCCCCGGGAUACAUCCCCGAGCUCAACACCAUACAGCACACUAACGAGGGUAUAGUAUUUGGAGCGUCCUGUUCCCUGACCCUGCUGGGUGAUGUGCUGAAGGCUGCGGUGGGUAAACUGCCCCCCUACCAGACUGAAGUCUUCAACGCUGUGCUGGAGCAACUUCGCUGGUUCGCUGGACUACAGAUACGCAACGUGGCAGCCAUUGGAGGUAACAUCAUGACUGCCAGCCCCAUCUCUGACCUCAACCCUGUCUUUAUGGCUGCUGGAUGCAAGCUUACGCUCAUGUCCAAAGGUGGUGAGCGUGUGGUUGUGAUGGAUGAGAAGUUCUUCCCAGGUUACAGAAAGACCAUCCUGACACCUGAGGAGGUUCUUCUAUGUGUCCUGAUCCCGUACACCAAGAAGGGUCAGUACUUUGCUGCCUAUAAGCAGUCUCCUCGUCGUGAGGAUGACAUCAGCAUUGUGACGUCAGGGAUGAGUGUGACAUUCGCCGAGGGGUCAACCGUCGUCAAGCACCUGGCCCUUAGUUACGGAGGGAUGGCUGCUACUACUGUCAUAGCUAAGAACACAGCCAGCAGACUUCUGGGAAAACAGUGGGGGGAAGAGCUUCUGCAGGAUGCUUGUUCCUCAUUGGCUGAGGAGAUGACCCUUCACCCCUCUGCGCCGGGUGGCAUGGUGACCUACCGACGAACUCUGACCCUCAGCCUGUUUUACAAGUUUUACCUGACUGUACAACAGAAACUGGUCAGUGAGGGUGCAUAUAUAGAGGGUGUCAGAGCUGACUACAUCAGUGCUACAGAGAUCUACCACCAGACGCCUCCCUCCAGUGUCCAGAUUUUCCAGGCGGUUCCAGACGGUCAGAAGGAGGAGGACGUGGUGGGCCGUCCCAUGAUGCACCUCUCAGCCUUGAAGCAGGCGACAGGCGAGGCGGUUUACUGUGACGACAUCCCUCUCUACGAGAACGAACUGUACCUCUGUCUUAUAACCAGCACCAAGGCCCACGCAACCAUACAAUCUAUAGAUACAGCGGAGGCAGAGAGUAUGCCAGGAGUGGUGACGUGUGUGUUCGCCAAGGACAUCCCUGGCAGCAACAUGACAGGACCUAUCGUCUACGACGAGACUGUCCUCGCUGAUGACACGGUGACGUGUGUGGGCCACAUCAUAGGAGCGGUAGUAGCAGACACUCAGGCUCACGCUCAGAGAGCAGCCAAGGCCGUGAGGAUCACCUACCAGGAACUACAGCCUGUAAUCAUCACCAUACAGGAUGCCAUUACCCACCAGUCCUUCUUCCAGCCGGUUAGAACCAUCCAGAGGGGAGACCUGGACCAAGGGUUCACACAGGCUGACCACAUCCUGGAGGGUGAGAUGCAUAUGGGAGGCCAGGAACACUUCUACCUGGAGACCAACGUUACUGUAGCUGUACCUAAAGGAGAGGAUGGAGAGAUGGAGCUGUUUGUCUCUACUCAGUCUGCUACCAAGACCCAGUCUCUGGUUGCUAAGGUGUUGGGUGUCCCGGCCAGUAGAGUGGUGAUCAGAGUGAAGAGGAUGGGAGGAGGAUUCGGAGGGAAGGAGAGCAGGUCAACCACCCUGUCUACCAUGGUUGCUGUGGCUGCGCAGAAGUUGAAGAGGCCAGUGAGAUGUAUGUUGGAUAGAGAUGAAGACAUGCUGGUGACGGGAGGACGACACCCCUUCUAUGGAUGUUACAAGGUGGGCUUUAUGAAGUCAGGUAAAGUGGUGGCUCUGGAAGUGACCUACUACAGCAACGCAGGCAACUCCAUGGACCUCUCUCUCUCAAUCAUGGAGCGUGCGUUGUUCCACAUGGAGAACUCUUACAGCAUCGCUAACAUUAGAGGGCGUGGCUACAUAUGUAAGACACACCUCCCGUCCAACACAGCCUUCCGAGGGUUUGGCGGGCCACAAGGAAUGUUGAUUGCUGAGAGUUGGAUGAGUGAUGUAGCUCUGAGCCUCGGGCUGCCCGCCGAACAGGUACGUCGUCUGAACAUGUACAUCCAGGGAGAGAGGACUCCUUACAGCCAGAUCCUGGAUCACAUCACUCUGGACCGCUGCUGGGACCAAUGUCUGGAGAUAUCAUCCUUCACCCAACGUAGAGCUGGAAUAGAGACAUACAACAGGGACCACCGUUGGACUAAGCGAGGGCUGUCUGUUGUCCCCACCAAGUUUGGUAUCAGCUUCACCGCUGCCUUCCUUAACCAGGCCGGUGCAUUGGCUCAUAUUUACACAGACGGCUCCGUGCUGUUGACUCACGGAGGGACUGAGAUGGGACAGGGUCUAAACACCAAGAUGGUGCAGGUGGCCAGUAGGACCCUGGGUAUCCCCAGCAGUAAGAUCCACAUCACAGAGACCAGCACCAACACUGUUCCCAACACCAGCCCUACUGCUGCCUCUGCUUCCUCCGACCUCAACGGAGCCGCUGUGCAUAAUGCGUGUGAGAUCCUACUCCACCGUCUAGAACCCUACAAGACCAAGAAUCCUAAAGGAUGCUGGGAGGACUGGGUGAACGCUGCCUACUUGAUCUGUUUUCAGGUGAACGCUGCCUACUUGAUCUGUUUUCAGGUGAACGCUGCCUACUUGAUCUGUUUUCAGGUGAACGCUGCCUACUUGGACCGGGUCAAUCUGUCUGCUAAUGGAUUCUACAAGACUCCAGACCUUGGUUAUGACUUUGAGACCAACACAGGUCGUCCUUUCAACUACUUCAGUUAUGGAGUGGCCUGCUCUGAGGUGGAGAUAGACUGUCUGACCGGCAGCCACAAGAACAUUCAUACGUCCAUCGUCAUAGAUGUGGGGAAUAGUCUGAACCCAGCUCUGGACAUAGGACAGGUAGAGGGGGGCUUUAUGCAGGGUGUGGGUCUGUACACCCUGGAGGAGCUGAAGUAUUCUCCCGAGGGAUACCUGUUCACGCGAGGACCAGGCAUGUACAAGAUCCCCGCCUUUGGAGACAUCCCCACUGACCUCACAGUGUCUCUGCUCCGAGACGCCCCCAACGACAAGGCCAUCUUCUCCUCCAAGGCAAUAGGUGAGCCUCCUCUCUUCCUUGCGGCCUCUGUGUUUUUUGCCAUCAAAGAUGCCAUCAUCGCUGCCAGGAAGGAGUCAGGCCUUAGUGGGCCCUUCAGAUUGGACAGCCCGGCCACACCUGAGAGGAUACGCAACGCCUGCGAGGAUCGCUUCACCAAACUGUGCCCCCCUGCAGAGCCAGGCACCUUCACUCCAUGGGCUGUCGUAGUGUAAGAUGAACGGAACUAGAGAGAGAAGAGAGAGAGACGGAGGGGGAAAAGAGUAGGAUAGCAAGCAGAGAGAGAAAGUUAAUCUGUUCCAAAAUUAUGCCAUUCAAUUCCUUUGUCUCAGUCUGAGGAAAUGGCUGUUCUAAUCAGUUUGUCAUGGAGACAGAACCCUAAUCAGUUUGGAAUGGAGACAGAACCCUAAUCAGUUUGGAAUGGAGACAGAACCCUAAUCAGUUUGGAACUCUUAUCCUAACGCACACAUGGGUGGAUCUCGGUAGUGUAAAGGGGCAUCAUCUCCUUGUCUCCUGUCUCUCAUCCUUACUGAGCUGAGAAUUCAGAACAAUAUAGUGGAUGUUGGGGGUCUGCUUUCACCUGUCCACUAGUUUUAGAUCAGUGAAGAGGAAGAGACUAUUAAAGAUGAAGCCCAGAUCUGAAGCCUACCUGGCUAUCAGCACUUUGACCUAGGAAGCAGUCCUAGUCCGGUUCCCCACAUAGCCACCAUGGUGCGUUCCAAAAUAGGUCAGGGGGCCACAGAUUCUGAUUGGAGGAAAGUGUUGCUGAGGCCGCGGGAACAGACCAAUCACACACCACUGUAACUGUUGAUGAUCUUUUUCAAGGGAUGUCAAUAAUUUUCAGACCUCACUGCAUAUCAUAUACAAAUGACGUAUGAUCAAUUCACUAUCUGUAAUGAUGCCUGUUAUAUACCUUUAUCAAAUAAGUCAACAUCUUGUAUUUGUGUGUAAAAGAGAUGAUAAGUGUGUUUAAAUUAAUAUAAUUUCCUAAAUGUAUGAUAUUUUAUACAAUUUAAUUUAAUAUGCCUUUUACUAGCAGAAAUUUUGAUUUUAUUUAGUGGUUGUGUUGAGGAAUAGAGUUUUAUAGGAAUCAUUUGUUUAAUUUGUUUUAUGUGUAAUCUCAGGUUUUAGUAAAACAGCACCAUCUGGUGGCCGGUAGUGUGUCUGCUGUGCUACUGUUUUCAAUUCAACUUAGUUAAAUACUACUUGACUGACACAGAAAUAACUCAAUUACUUCAACUACUUGAUAAGACCGAGACAAACAAUUAAAAGAGACUAUCAAGCAUUGGUGUAAUUGAAGAAUCAGCUUUAUUUAACAUUUCAAUAAUGUACAGAGUUUGUCUGUUGAAUAAACAUAGAUUUCCAAUCCUC
Molecule: messenger RNA, 5443 nt
Organism: Oncorhynchus tshawytscha (Chinook salmon)
Lineage: Eukaryota; Metazoa; Chordata; Actinopteri; Salmoniformes; Salmonidae
Gene: xdh
Product: xanthine dehydrogenase
Exons: 33
Coding region: 115-4287 (1390 amino acids)
Molecular function (GO): FAD binding; molybdenum ion binding; 2 iron, 2 sulfur cluster binding
Source: RefSeq, a predicted model, not a curated record